This is a messenger RNA of Oncorhynchus keta (chum salmon), 1987 nucleotides long. It is a transcript of the gene tmem119b, whose product is annotated as transmembrane protein 119b. Gene Ontology annotation, cellular component: plasma membrane. The transcript has 2 exons. Gene Ontology annotation, biological process: positive regulation of bone mineralization; positive regulation of osteoblast differentiation; ossification. The record is from RefSeq and is a predicted model, not a curated record. Bases 262 to 1167 code for a protein of 301 amino acids. NCBI's taxonomy places the organism in Eukaryota, Metazoa, Chordata, Actinopteri, Salmoniformes, Salmonidae.
GGGAGGGAAGGAGAAGAGAGGAAGGGGAGGAAAGGAGAAGAAAGGGGGAAGGAGGGAUGUGUCCUAAUGGCAAAAAACUUUUUUUCCCUUCUGUGCCGGUCAGAGAAACCUCCAGUCUAAAAUCUGAAACUGUAGAAGUUACUGGAGGAGGUGAGGCAGGCACAUUUUCCCUCUUGUCCUCUCAGUCCCUUUUCCUCAAGCAUCCACAGUUCCAGAGGAGCCUUUUCUGUGUGACCACUUCUGUAGGAGGUCCUACAGGAGAUGACGUUCCUCAUGGCACUUCAUUUGAUUAGUCUUUCUGUGAUGCUCUGGUCCAGCAGUCCCAGUCUGGCCACACCCCUCCCUUUCAACAUUUCCUUGGAGGGCAGUGCAGAGGGGGAGGAGCUGGGCAGCCUCAUCCCCACCCCUUCCUCACCUACCACCAGUGGCCCAGCCUCAGAGUCCCCAACCACCUCAGAUGGCUCCACUCACAUAGAGCACUUCCUGCUCAGCCAGAUGGUUCACUUCCUGCAGGAGAACAUGCUCCUCAUCCUUGUUGCCUCAAUCCUCUUCAUCACCAUCUUCCUCAUCUUCUGCUGUGCUUGCAUCAUGAGCCGUAAGCGGAAGGUCAAUGCCUACUACCCCUCGUCCUUCCCCUCUAAGAUGUAUGUGGACCAGAGGGACAAGACCGGAGGUACCAAGCUCUUCAACGAGGUGCCAGAGAAACCCUCCAAUGGGCAGCAGGCUGAACCAGUUGACUCAAGCAAGCAGCUCCAACAAGACAUCAUGAGGGCAGCCAAGAAUCUCCGCACUCCCUCCAAACCUCCCCUGGGUGAGCGACAGGGAAACAACCCCACACAGAUAGCUGCAGAGAAAAGUCCUGAUGUGAAUGUUCAGGCUGGGGGAGAAAUCAUAGAGAAAGACAACGAGCCAUCAAAUGCACCUGAGCAGAGCGAGGAGGAGGUAUUCCAGCUCUCAGACAGUGAGGCCCAACACCGCAGCUGCCCCAAGCAGCCAGAGAUCCUUCCAGGACAGAUAGGUCUAACAGAGGAUGAUGAGUCACUCACAAGAGCUGAGCUUCCAUCUGGCCAAGGGCACUCACAAGCCAAGCAGGAAGGGGAUAGGCAGGAGAACUCCACUGUUACGCAGUCUAUUCCGUUGAUCACUGGGGAGAAAACAGCAUUUUAACUAUGUUGGACAGUGGACCAGUGGAGGCUGGUGGAAGGAGGAGCUAUAGCAGGACAGGCUCAUUGUUAUGGCUGGAAUGGAAUCAACGGAACAGAGUCAAAUAUGUGGUUUACAUAUGUUUGAUCUCGUUCCAUUAAUUACAGUCCAGCCAUUACAAUGAGCCCAUCCUCCUAUAUCUCAUCCCACCAGCCUCCACUGCAUUGGACAAUAUGUUUGAGCUCAAUGGUUUGGACGCUUUCGCAUGAGUGACAUCUUUAAGGCAAAGCCAUACCAAAUUAUGUCUAUUCAGUUGUAUGUAAUCAUAUUAUUUUGUUUCCCAGUAGCCAUCUUUCCAUGUCACUCCCUAAAGGGUAUAUGAUGUAACUUGAGCAUACAACCCAUAGACGCUGUAGUCAAGUGUUUGUACAAUGGCCAAAGUAAUGGUACUGCCUUUUAUUUCUCUCUUCCACUCAUUGGUAGAGAUUAUUUUUUAGGGCAACAUGAGUUUACUUUCCCUUUUUAUUUAACUAAGUCAGUUAAGAACAAAUUCGUAUUUACCAUGACGGCCUAGGAACAGUGGGUUAACUGCCUUGUUCAGGGGCAGAAAGACAGAUUUUUACCUUGUCAGGUCGGGGAUUCGACCAGGCAAUCUUUCAGUUACUGGCCCAACGCUCCAACCACUAGGCUACCUGCCGCCCCUUGAAGAACAAAUAUGGAUAAGUAGAGGGGAAGUUCACCAUGAGCACAUCAUGGUGCAGCAUCUGCAACAACUUGAACUUAGCAUGUUUCCUACAUUAAGGGAAGUAUUUUUGCAUUAUAAAACCUGUUUAUCGUUUGGUUA